Molecule: messenger RNA, 1417 nt
Organism: Anas platyrhynchos (mallard)
Lineage: Eukaryota; Metazoa; Chordata; Aves; Anseriformes; Anatidae
Gene: ADM
Product: adrenomedullin
Biological process (GO): positive regulation of heart rate; adenylate cyclase-activating G protein-coupled receptor signaling pathway; adrenomedullin receptor signaling pathway
Cellular component (GO): extracellular region
Molecular function (GO): hormone activity; adrenomedullin receptor binding
Source: RefSeq, a predicted model, not a curated record
UUCCCCCGCGCUGCGCUAUAAAAGGGAGCGGUGGAGCGCAGCUCGGCAGUGGUUGCUCCAGACACACAAAGACAGAGCUCUCGCUCCUCAGGAAACCCUGCGAGUUCGGAUCGCUACUGCAAGAACGUUUGUCUCAGUGGAUUAGCCUCACUGUCAGGAGUUCAGCCAGAAUGAAACUGGUUCACGUAGCCCUGCUCUAUCUCGGCUCUGCGACCUUCUUCGGGGUGGAUGCUGCAAGGGUGGACGUAGCGACAGAGUUCAAAAGAAAAUGGACGAAAUGGGCACUGAGCCGAGCCAAGCGGGACGUGAAGCCCUCGGGCGCGCUCCGAGCGCUGGGAGCAGCCGCGGCCGUGCAGCCGCUCGUGCGGCCCCAGGACGUGAAGGAGGAUCCCCGCGUCUCGCAUCCCAGCAGCCGGGAGGAUGCUCACAUCCGCGUCAAGCGCUACCGCCAGAGCAUUAACAGCUUCCCCCACUUCCAAGCCAUCCGCACGGGGUGCCGCUUCGGGACGUGCACGGUGCAGAAGCUGGCCCACCAGAUCUACCAGCUGACCGACAAGGAUAAGGACGGCGCCGCCCCCGUCAGCAAGAUCAGCCCCCAGGGCUACGGCCGCAGGCGGCGCUCCCUGCGCUCCCCCCGGACUCUGCGGGCGCUGCCCCGCGCCCCCGCGCCGGGGCUGUGAGCGCCUCGGCUGCACUCAGGCACGGACACUCCGGGGGCCCGCGGAGCACUCGCGGAGAGCCCCCGCUCGGGCGGGACCCCGGCGCGCCCUCCCGGGGCCGGGGGCGGCGAGGAGCGGCGGGACGCGCCGCCGAGGGAGCUGCGAGGCCCCGCCGCUGCCGCCUGGGACUGGACGGCGGCCGCGCUCGCCGCCGGGGCCAAGACCGGGACUGGGACUGGGCCUUCGCCGCCGGGAGGCUGCGCCCCAACGGCUCCGGCAGCCCCGAGGAGGGGAGCUGGGGGAGCCCGGCGGCCGGCCCCCGCCUGCUCUACCCUCUGCGCUAUCUGCACCCGGCAGGGAAUCGGACACUCACUAGUCCCUGCGGGGACUGCGAUAUACUUGAACGUCACAGAGAGGAAAAGUGCAAUUGUACGUGGUUUUUGUUAAUUAUGUGCGGUGCGGUGUGUGUGGAUCAUGAGAUACGUAUCGGUAUUUAAGAUUGUCCUGUGUCAUGUCCUGUUUGUAUCUUUUUUGGAAAAUAUAUUUUAUUUUUAUACGUUUUAUAUAUAUAUAUAUUGCAUAUGGGCAUUUUAAAACAUUGUAUCCCCUCUAUUUUUCAUAUCGUGAAUGUCAGACGUUGUUAAACUCUUUUUCCAUACCUUUUUUAUCUCGCAUUCCAGACUGGUGAAAGAUGUAGAGAAUGUAUCAGCUGUUCUCCAUGGGUAAUAUGUGAAAUAAAGUAAACACUAUUACGUAAA